Trichomycterus rosablanca is the source of this 1584-nucleotide messenger RNA. RefSeq names its product galectin-6-like. The transcript has 10 exons. Gene Ontology annotation, molecular function: carbohydrate binding. NCBI's taxonomy places the organism in Eukaryota, Metazoa, Chordata, Actinopteri, Siluriformes, Trichomycteridae. The record is from RefSeq and is a predicted model, not a curated record. The coding region runs from base 8 to 1141 and encodes 377 amino acids.
CCAUCGUAUGCCUGUAGAGAAAGUAUCUACACUUGGCAUUCAUGGAGAUGUUUCCCUCUCCAUCUGUGGUUUUAUAAAUAACUGGAAGACUUCUUCCUAUUUUGUUCCUGUAGAAGAAAAGAAAACCACAGUGACAUGGACCUCAGUCCCCAGUUCAACACCCAUCAAGUUUGAGGUUUCUAAUCCAAUCAGCAGCCCUGUGCUUCCCUAUGUGGGUAAAAUGCCUGGAGGAAUAAAGCAAAAUAUUGCUGUAUUCUUUCAGGGGGCAGUACCUGCUGAGGCAAAAAGCUUUACAAUAGAUUUCCUAACUGGUCAAGGUAAAGGUGAUGACAUUGCUUUCCAAUUCAACCCCCGCUUUGGUCAAUUCAUAUACCUCAACAGCUUCAGAAAUGGUAGCUGGGAGAAAGAGGAAACCACAACUGAUAAGCCCUUUACCAAGGGAGAAGCCUUCAUCAUGUUUGUUGUUAUAACCUCAGAAGGUUACGAGGUGUAUGUGAAUGGCAUAAAACACUGCAUGUUCAAGCACCGCAUUCCUAUAGAGAAAGUUUCCACACUCGGCAUUCGUGGAGAUGUUUCCCUCUCCAUCUGUGGUUUAAUUAACAACUGGAGCAGUUCUUCCUGCUUUAAGGCAGUAAUGGAACUCACACAAACAGUCGGUACAGUCACAAGUUUAAAAGAAGUUAAAAUAGAGGUUUCCCAACCAAUCAACAACCCUGCCAUUCCCUAUGUGGGUAAAAUCCCUAUCGGGGUGAAACAAGAUGUGGCUAUUUUUGUUCAAGGGACUGUCCUAGCAAAUGCCAAAGACUUUAGAAUAAAUUUUCAGACUGGUUUAUCAGAUGGUGAUGACAUUGCUUUUCACCUCAACCCCCGCAUGGGUCGGUAUACGGCCCUAAACACCUUUAGAAGUCGUAGGUGGGAGACUGAGGAAUCUGCUCCUUUAAAACCCUUUGAUGCUGGAGCAUCAUUUUAUAUAAUUAUUGCCAUCAGAUCAAAUGGCUAUGAGGUCUAUGUGAAUGACCAGAAAUUUUGCAGGUUCAACCAUCGCAUUCCUUUUGAGAAAGUGUCCUCAGUAGGAAUUAAAGGGGAUGUUUCCAUAAGCGUUCUUGGAUUUAUUGAGAACCUCAUUCCACUUGGCUUCUAACUUGCUUUUAAAUGCACUCUGGGAAUAUGAUGCACUUUUCAUCACAUUUUCAAAUGCAAAUUAAAUGGAACUGUGGAAAAUUAAAAAUACUAUCUGAUCAAAGACCAAAUAUAAAUAAGACCAAGCCAACUGUUAAGCAUGAGGGUGGAUAUAUUAUGAUGUGGGUCUAUGUGGCAAACAUUACACUGGUAGAUAGAACAAUACACUGUACUAAUUAUGGUAUAGUACACUAUAGCCCCUUUAAUGUGAGAGUGCCUACAGCAGCUAUUUGCUAGAUUGUUCUAAAGUGACAAAUAUUUACUUCAAAAGGCAAUUUAAAGCUCUAUAAAUAUUUUAAUCAGUUCUAAAUAUAUUCAUUUAUACAUUUAAAUUGGUGUCAAUGUAGUAUUAUAAAUGUGAUGUUUAUGACUUUACUUUGCUUUUGUUUAUGCCUGCUACUUAAA